AUGGCAGUGGGGCAGCAUGGCAGUGGAGUAGCAUGGCAGUGGAGCAGCAUGGCAGUGGGGCAGCAUGGCAGUGGGGCAGCAUGGCAGUGGGGCAGCAUGGCAGUGGAGCAGCAUGGCAGUGGAGCAGCAUGGCAGUGGAGCAGCAUGGCAGUGGGGCAGCAUGGCAGUGGAGCAGCAUGGCAGUGGAGCAGCAUGGCAGUGGAGCAGCAUGGCAGUGGAGCAGCAUGGCAGUGGAGCAGCAUGGCAGUGGAGCAGCAUGGCAGUGGGGCAGCAUGGCAGUGGAGCAGCAUGGCAGUGGAGCAGCAUGGCAGUGGAGCAGCAUGGCAGUGGGGCGGCAUGGUAGUGGGGCAGCAUGGCAGUGGGGCAGCACUAACAGCAGAUCAUUUAAGCUCAACUAAACCUGUUAUCAUAGAAGCCCAAUGCCCCUCCAUUUACCCCAUUCCCCCUAUUCCUCCCAUUCCCCUCCUCCCGCCCCUCCACCCCGUUACACCCCUGCCCUCCCCCUUCUUCACCCACUCACCCCCUCCCCCUCCCUCGCCCCCUCCCCUCCCCCCCGCACCCCUUCCAUCUCCGCGCGUACAUGAGCAGGUGCAGCGGGCGGUUAAGGCCCAACAUCCCUACCCCUCACCACCUCCCCCUUCUCCCCCCCCGUCCCCUCACCACCUCCCCCUCCUCCCCCCCCGUCCCCUCACCACCUCCCCCUCCUCCCCCCCCGUCCCCUCACUUGUCCUCCCUUCUACCGUGCCCUUUUAUCCUUUCCCAUACCACACAAACACGCAGGAUAUUUCUGAUCCACAUUCUCUCCCCUCACCCCCGUAA
Molecule: messenger RNA, 819 nt
Organism: Closterium sp. NIES-65
Lineage: Eukaryota; Viridiplantae; Streptophyta; Zygnematophyceae; Desmidiales; Closteriaceae
Source: the annotation of a GenBank genome assembly